Molecule: messenger RNA, 495 nt
Organism: Aspergillus campestris IBT 28561
Lineage: Eukaryota; Fungi; Ascomycota; Eurotiomycetes; Eurotiales; Aspergillaceae
Exons: 3
Coding region: 69-380 (103 amino acids)
Source: RefSeq, a predicted model, not a curated record
CUUCAAACCAACCACUACCCUCACCACACGUUCUCUUCCAAAACCAAACAACAACACCAACAAACAAGAUGCAUCUCUCCUCCCUCCUCGCAGCAUCCCUCCUCUCAGCAACAGCACUCGCCCGCAACCCCUUCGUAGACUACUUCUGCGACCUCGCCGCAGACAACACCAAAUUCAUCCAGCAGCCAUACUGCUGCUCCGAUCUGGUGCCGGCGCGACACAACGACAAGGGAAUGAUGGGUGAUAAAUGCGAGCAACUCAGUGAUGAGCAUGUUAUUGUUAAGUGUAAGGAUGGGACGAAGCCUGUGUGCUGUUAUACUGUUGGCCCGAAGUUCAUUUGCACUACUGUCGCCAAGCUGGAGACGGCGGCUGAUGAAUGAAAUCUCUCUGUGCUUGGAAUGACACGAUGCUUUUUUACUGAUCAUGCAACUCCCGGCUGGAAGAAGCGGCGGGUGGUGAGUGGUUGAUGUAUUAUGGCUUGUCUGCUGUUAUGUG